Messenger RNA from Echinops telfairi (small Madagascar hedgehog), 2485 nucleotides. RefSeq names its product Bardet-Biedl syndrome 10 (gene BBS10). Gene Ontology annotation, biological process: chaperone-mediated protein complex assembly. Lineage: Eukaryota; Metazoa; Chordata; Mammalia; Afrosoricida; Tenrecidae. Bases 7 to 2160 code for a protein of 717 amino acids. The record is from RefSeq and is a predicted model, not a curated record. Gene Ontology annotation, molecular function: ATP binding. The transcript has 2 exons.
AGCGUUAUGGCCGCCGCGGGCUCCGUGAAGGCGGCUUUGCAAGUGGCCGAGGUGCUGGAAAGCAUCGUGAGCAAGUGCGUGGGCCCUGGCGGGCAGCAGGUGCUGUGCACGAAGAGCACCGGGGAGGUGCUGCUCAGCCGGGACGGAGGCCGCCUCCUGCAGGCGCUGCACGUAGAGCACCCCAUAGCCAGGCUGGUGGUGGAAUGUGUUUCCAGUCAUCUCAAAAAAACGGGAGAUGGUGCUAAAACAUUUAUCAUCAUGCUUUGCCAUUUGCUCAGAGAACUUGACGCACCGACAGACCAGAAAAAGGAUUGUUUGGCUGCUGGAAAUACACAAGCCCAUGGGCAGCAUUGGAAAAAUUGUUGUCAGUGGAAAUGUAUUUCUCGUGCUCUUGUGACAUUUCAGGCUCAAAUAUUAGACUCCUUUAUGGAUCAGUGCUUAAGUAGACACUUUUUGUCCAUCUUUUCUUCAUCCACUAAAGAGAAAAUAUUGUGUCGAAGCUCUAUUGAGUUGCUCUUAGAUGCAUACUUUAGUGGAAGAGUGGGGAAAAAUAAUCACACAUUUAUUUCACAGUUAAUGUGUGACUACCUUUUCAAGUGCAUGGCUUGUAACGAUGGGAUUGAAGACUUCUUUGAGAUGGUGGAUAUCUAUUUUGUAGAGUUGAAUGUUGGUGUCGCUGGGUUUCCCGUUUCAGAUUCCAGGAUCGUGGCUGGGCUUGUCCUUCACAGAGAUUUUUCUGUGUAUUGCCCAGCAGAUGGUGACAUAAGAACAGUGACAGUCUCGGGAACCAUUCCGCCCCCUUUUUCUACAUCAGGGUCAGAGUUUGUUCUGCAUUCAGAAGCACAGUUUCAGGCAUCGCAGUUUUGGAUUAUGGAAAAGACAAAGACAAUAAUGAAAUAUUUACAGAGUCAGAACGUAAAGUUGCUCUUAUCUAGUGUGAAGCAACCAGAUUUGGUAAUUUACUAUGCAGAACUGAAUGGCAUAUCAGUGGUGGAGUAUUUAUCAUCAGAAGAAAUUUCUCUGAUUCAAAGAAUCACCGGUCUGUCUCCUGAUGUACCACCACAGAGCUACUCACAGCAUGAAAUCUUUAACAUUGCCUUGGUGAGAUUUUGCAAACCCCUUAUCCUGAAAUCCAAAAGGUAUGUUCAUCUUGGCUUGAUUAGCACAUGCUUAUUUAUACCACACUGUCUAGUCCUUUGUGGCCCAGUGCAAGGUCUUGUUGAACAACAUGAGAAUGCUUUACAUGGAGCAUUUAAAAUGCUUCGGCAAUUAUUUAAAGACCAUGAUCUAAGUUACAUGGCACAAUCAGGUCAUCCGAAUUCUACAUCAAGCCCCCUUAUUGAUAAGAGUAAAGAAAGUGAUCCGUUACCAGAAGUUGGUAAUAACUCAAUGCGAAGGCCAUGUGAGGGCACAGUUGUAAAGGACAAAGAUGGACUUAAAAGUGUUCAGACACAUUUAAUAGCACAUUCAAAUUGGGAGAUGCCAAGUAUUGAAUUAGAAACAGCUAGUCCAUGUCCAACACCAAAAAUGACACCAAGAACUACAUACCAAACAGAUAACACAAUGAAGCAUUUAUCUCAAGACAAUACCAGGAUAAUUGAUUACCAUGAACCAUUAAUGGAGAGUAAGCUCACUGCUAAUUCAACAACAGAAAACCCUAAAAUAGAAAUGUCUCCCAAAAAUGUACAGGUCACAAGAAAUACUGGGAAAGGAAGCAUAUUACCAGUGAGUUUUAAGUCCCGGGAGAGUUACUACUAUUCCUCAUCUCUAUCAGCAGGCUGUGUUCUGCCAGUGGGGGGCAAUUUUGAGAUCCUGUUCCACUACUAUCUACUGAACUAUGCUAAAAAGUGCCAGCAAUCAGAGGAAACCGCCGUUAGUAUGAUCCUAGCUAAUGCGCUUCUGGGUGUUCCCAAAAUCCUUUAUAAGUAUAAAAAAGGGAGUUACAGCUUUCCACAAAUAUAUGUGAGAACUCUCUACGCAUUGCAAACCAAUCGACCCAUUGUAAGCACUCAAACAGGCUUGGAGUCAGUAGCUGGUAAAUACCAAUUGCUCAGUUCAGUUCUUCAGUGUUUGACAAAAAUUUUAACCAUCGAUUUAGUCAUCAAUAUUAAGAGACAACCUCAGAUAGUUUAUGAUGAAGAUUCAGAAGAUGAACUAUAGAAUUGAAAGUUUUUAUAACCAAUAUUUAAAGAUAAACUCAAAAGCUAUAUAAUCAAGUAUGUGACCACCAAUUUUCAAGUCAGUUCAGUGUAGUAAGCAAAACAACAUGGCUGAGAAGUCUUUGGAGGUACAAUAAGGCCCUGGAUGGGGGAGACCGAGGUCCUGCCAAGUACGCCUUUUGCUUCCCUUUCCCAUGAGGGUUAAUCUAUGUGCUUGAGGGAGUAUUUUCAUUGUUUAUGAUAUAAAAUGUUAUCUUUCAUUGUUUAAAACAAUUUCCUUAUUUGUAAGGCAGUGAAUAAAAUGGUUCAAUUAUUUUUCUCAGUAA